Ectocarpus siliculosus is the source of this 1714-nucleotide messenger RNA. Lineage: Eukaryota; Phaeophyceae; Ectocarpales; Ectocarpaceae. The record is from the annotation of a GenBank genome assembly.
AUGGCCGAGGAGAAGCCGAUGACCGUUAAGGAGCGGAUGGCAGCGUUAGCUCGUGCUUCCGGACAGAGUUCAGCCGCCCCCGCUCCCGUGCCGAGGGCGAGCGGCGCCGCUACGGGACCCUCCGUCGCAGAAAGGCUUGCCAAGAUGCGAGCAGGACCAGCUGACGCUCCGACAGGAGACGCCCCACGGCUGGUGCGAACCCUCACCCCUCACCCUGGCGCCCCGACGGUAGUCACGUCAAUGCCCGGCGGAGCUGGAGAUUCCUCCAAAAGCGGGGGCUCCUCCAGCGUUGCGGACAGAAUUGCCUCCCUGAGCGGAAGCGGAAGCGGCAAGCCCUCUAUCCUGCCGCCCAGCCCCUCAGGGAGACCGGCUGGUUCGUCAGUCUCCCCGGCAGCUGGAAAGACAUCGCAGCACGGUGAAGGUGAAGUGUCCGCACCGGCAGAAGCUCCCGCCGCGUCCAAGCUUUCGCCUGGGCUUGCAGCCCGCUUGAACGCGAUGAGAUCGAGCACAGAUUAUGUGCCGGAGGGGGAGGAGGGGGAGGAAGAGGAAGAGACUCCGCCCCCCCCGCCUGCUUUGGCCACGUCCGGGUCGAGCUCUUCGUUUUCGAAGGUGUCCCCCGGUCUCGCGGCUCGUAUGGGGAAAGCCUUCCCAAUUCCUAUGCCUGGUGGUGAGCAGCCCUGUUGAUAGAUUGGAUUCUCUUCCUGUUGUCCAUGCGUGUGUGAACCGUUGCAAGGACUUCGAACUUAUGCCGCGCUUUGCUGCUUUCAGUAGCUUGCUGGAGUUUUGGUGGUUGGUUUACACUCCGAUGUCGAUGACAUACACGCGGUUCAAGGCCACCUUGGUUUCUGCGUAGAAGAUUAGCUGUUGACAAGAGCUUUUGUCUUGACAAGAGCUUUGUCUUGUCUAGUGUGAGUGCUGAUUAAAAGUAGUGAACAGUAACAAAGAAAGCUUUGGUUCUAAUUUGACGUACGUGUUCCCAGGUGGUAUGCCGGCAGGGGGUGUCGCGGAGCUGAAACGUCGCAAACAAGAGAAAGAACAGGCGGAGAGAGCGGCAGCAGGCAUGCCCGAGGAGCCAAAGCCGUCCGAGACUGCAGUGGAGCAAAAGCCCGGCGAGCUGCAGCACGCGAACCUAUCCCGUCCUACUAUUUCCCAAAGAAGGCGGCCCCGCAAGGCAACCAGGCCGUUCAAACCGACCGCGGCAGCAGCAGCAGCAGCAGCCCCAGCAUCUCCACCGUGUGCCACAGAACCAGAAAAUACAACCUCGAGUGUGCCGGAGAAAGCAGCUUCGCCGCUUCCGGCAACAACGGGUGCAUCGUCGGAAGAAAACACGGCAGAGGAGACGGCUGCCCCGGCAGCAGCAGCAGCAGCAGCAGCAGCAGCAGCAGUAACACCAGCACAAGAGGAAACGAACUCUGUUGGCAAGAUGAAUUCCAUGUUAAAGGCCGCGUCGAUCGAUAUUGCCGGGGGUGACGGGGACGAUGACGAAUGGGACGAGUAGAAGUGACAUGCGCAACGAGGCGGGUCCCAGCUUAGAUCCACUGGGUAGGUUUGCCAAUCGUUUGCAACACGGGGCGUGUGCGCGUAUGUGUGCUUAGAUCGCCUCUGCCUCGUAUGUGUGCUUACUUAAGUGAAUUCUAGUUUCUGAGACCCUCGAGGUACGUAAAUGCUGGCUCCUUCGGCCUUUUCGUUGUUCGACUGAAGCCUUAAUAGUUUG